Lolium rigidum is the source of this 1920-nucleotide messenger RNA. RefSeq names its product protein OCTOPUS-like. The record is from RefSeq and is a predicted model, not a curated record. The coding region runs from base 1 to 1920 and encodes 639 amino acids. Lineage: Eukaryota; Viridiplantae; Streptophyta; Magnoliopsida; Poales; Poaceae. The transcript has a single exon.
AUGGCGUCGCUGCAGAUGGAGCCGCCGGCGCCGCCGCCGCGGAGGUCCGCGUCCACGAGCUGCGACCUGCACCCCGACGAGGCCUUCACCGGCUUCUGCGCCGCCUGCCUCCGCGAGCGCCUCGCCGGCCUCGAGGCCUCCGACGUCGCGCCCGCCGCGCCGGGCCGCAGGUCCACCUCCGCCAUCCGCUCCCUCUUCUCCAGGCCCUUCGCCGCCCCGUCGGGCUCCGGUGCCGCCGCCGCCCCGCUGCCGGACCUCCGCCGCUGCAAGUCCUUCUCCUGCGGGCGCGGGGGCGACGCGCCCGCCGACGAGCCGCAGCGGUGGUCCUGCGACGCCCGCGGCCGCAGCACGCUCUGGGCGCUCUUCCACAGGGACGACCGCGAGCGCGUCCGCGACGGCACGGCCUUCGCCGCCUUCCCGGCCUCGUCCUCCGCCGCCGCCGCCGCGCUCCCCUUCGAGGUCCAGCAGAUGCCGCCGCCGCCGCCGUGCGUUCCUGAGGUUUUCUUGGAGGAGGAGAUCGUCAUGGCAGAUCAGAGCUGCGACGAGAUUGCCCCGGUGGUCGAGCGAAUCGUGGCGGCGGACCUGGAAACCGAAGCUUAUGCGACUGGCGAGGUCAUGCCCAUGAAGGAUCACAUAGAUCUCGAGACCUCGCAACCCAAGAAGCCGCCGCCGCCGCCAAUGGACCUGAAGGAGAUCGCAGGCAGCUUCUGGGUCGCCGCAUCCGUCUUCAGCAAGAAGUGGCAGAAGUGGAGGCGCAAGCAGAAGCUCAAGAAGGAGGAGGCCGCAGCCGGCAGCAAGGCAGCGGCCGCGGCAAUGCCGCCGUCCGGGAAGCCGUCCAAGCCCUCGUUCCUUCAGCGCAGCCGCACUCGCGGCGGAGCCUGCUCGGAGCUCGCCGGAGGCCGUCGCUCGUGCGACACCGACCCAAGAUUCUCCCUUGACGCCGCCCGUAUGUCCGUGGACGACGCAGGCGUAUCUUGGGACGGGCCGCGCGCGUCCUGGGACGGCUACCUGUUCGGCGCGGGCGCUGGCAUUGGCCUUGGCCGCGCGCCUCCGCCGAGUUCCCGGUUGCCGCCCAUCCUCUCCGCGCUCGAGGGCUCGCCUACCGGCAUCUUGCCACGCUCCGACGGUCAAAUUCCCGUGGAAGAUGACUCACAGCCCGAGCCCGACGGCGAUGCCAACACCCCUGGCGGCUCGGCGCAGACGCGGGACUACUACAUGGACACGUCGAGCCGGCGGCGCCGCAGCCUGGACCAUUCCAGCUCCGCGCGGCGAAGGUCGUUCGAGGUGCCCGACCCAAAGCCAGUACCUGCAGCGGCCGCAAUCGCUAACGCCCGGGAAUCCCCAGUGAUCGUCGGCAGCGCAGAGUUCUACCACUUCCAGCACGCCGAGGACCUGCUCGACCACCGGUUCAGCACCAGCUCCCUCGUCGACGACUUCCCCCGCGCGAGCCUGGACGACGCGAAGAAGCCCCGGCGGAAGGCGUGGAGCCUGUGGGACUUCAUCCACCGCAGAGCCACGGGACGCCGGAGCGGCGCGACCGCGUCCGACGUGGCGGACCGCGCGUUCUCGGAGCCGUGGCCGGAGCUGCGCGCCCGCGGGCACAGGACGACGAUGCAGAGGUGCGGCAGCAACGCGAGCGCGCGCAGCUCGUUCAGCAGCACGAGCGGCGGGAUGGGCAGCUCACGGCGCUGCUUCGCGGAUGGUGGUGUCAAGAGUCGACACGAAGACCGGUGCGUGCUGGAGCGUAACCGGAGCGCGCGGUACUCGCCGGCGCACCAGGCGGACAACGGCAUGCUGCGGCUCUACCUCACCCCGCUGCGGAGCGCCAGCGGCCGGCGCGCGGGCGGGCUGCCGGCCAACGGCGGCGGGCGGCAUCUGAGGUCCCAGUCGUUCGCGCGGACCAUGCUCCGGCUGUACUGA